This is a messenger RNA of Oppiella nova, 799 nucleotides long. The record is from the annotation of a GenBank genome assembly. NCBI's taxonomy places the organism in Eukaryota, Metazoa, Arthropoda, Arachnida, Sarcoptiformes, Oppiidae.
GUAGACUUGUUUCAAGUAAGCUAACAAAAUGGGUAAACUGACCUGGAUGGUACUGCUCGCUACCUGCAUAGCAGGUUCGCUCCAAUCGCCGCAAGGCUUUCAAACAAUGGACGAAAUGGUUGAUUACAUCAACAGUUUGGACACCACUUGGAAGGCGGCCAAAAACUUUGACGACGCAUCCCAGGCACAGUUAGGUCUCCUGGACAGGCCUGCCGGGUACGUACCAAACCCACCGCCCACUUACGACACCAAUGAGGACAUACCCGAGACGUUUGACUCGAGGGAACAGUGGCCCGACUGCGCCUCCAUUAAGGAGAUCCGAGACCAGGCCUCGUGCGGCUCCUGUUGGGCGUUCGCGGUGGUGGAGGCCAUCUCUGACCGCAUAUGCGUCGCCUCAAAGGGCGCACAACAGGUGGAGAUCUCGGCCGAGGAUAUGAACAGCUGUAGUGAGGCCGGCGAUUGCGGCGGAGGGUUCAUCGAAAUGGCGUACGACUACUACGUCGAGACGGGACUGGUAUCCGGUGGACUGUACAACAGCAAAAAGGGUUGCCAACCCUAUACCAUACCUGGUUGCGAGCACCACGUAACAGGCAAAUUGCCCCCCUGUACGAGUGGUGGGUCUACCCCCGCGUGUAAGCACACGUGUGAGGCCAGUUACAACCGUACGUACACCGGGGACAAACACAAAGGUAGCAAAACCUAUGGGUUUAGCCUCCAGAAUAAGGAAGUCCAGUUGGAUAUCAUGAAAAAUGGACCGGUAGCUGUUGGAUUUACGGUAUGUCAUAGUUUUUUUUAUAUA